AAGUUACUCUCCCACUUACCACCCACUCUUCCUCCUCUUCCCCGCCCCGUCCCAUCCCACCCCCACCCCUGCGACGCCGCUCCCCAAAAAAUUCCCCUCGCCUCGGAUUCCCACGCGGCCCCCGCGUCGCCGGCGCCCGCCCGCCGACGAGGUUACGUUUCAGGCCUCGGAGGCGGCGGGGGGAAGGAGGAGGAUCACCAGCCGGAGCCCCGGAGGAGAGGAGGAUCCGGUGCGCCCGUCGCCGCCCAUGUCGGGCCAUCUCGAUCGCCUCGCGCGGCCAUGUUUUGAAGGGUGCUCAAGUCACGAUGAACGUAGAGACCAUAAGUCGGACUUCGAAAUCUCCGAAGAUGAAAAGAAGACCAGAAUGGGCUCUUUGAAAAAGAAAGCAAUAGAUGCAUCGACAAAGAUUAGGCAUUCCUUAAAGAAGACAAGGAGGAAAAGUGGUAGUCGUGUUCUCUCUGUGUCUAUUGAAGAUGUGCGUGAUCUAGAGGAGCUGCGAGCUGUUGAGGCAUUUAGGCAGGCACUAGUUUUGGAUGAACUGUUGCCUGCAAGGCAUGAUGACUAUCAUAUGAUGCUGAGAUUUCUGAAAGCAAGGAAAAUGGAUAUCGAGAAAGCAAAGCAAAUGUGGACAGAUAUGCUUCAGUGGCGGAAGGAGUAUGGCACUGAUACAAUUGUUGAGGAUUUCGAGUACAGUGAGUUGGACGCUGUUCUGCAAUAUUAUCCUCAUGGUUAUCACGGAGUUGACAAAGAGGGGAGGCCAGUUUAUAUUGAAAGGCUUGGUAAAGUUGACCCUAGCAAGCUUAUGAAUGUCACGACGAUGGACCGAUAUGUAAAAUACCAUGUGAAGGAGUUCGAGAGAAGCUUCUCGAUCAAAUUCCCAGCUUGCUCUCUUGCUGCAAAAAGGCACAUUGAUUCCAGCACAACAAUUCUGGAUGUUCAGGGUGUGGGGUUGAAAAAUUUCAGCAAAACUGCACGUGAGUUAAUUCAGCGACUGCAGAAAAUUGACAAUGAUAACUACCCAGAGACUCUAUACCAAAUGUUUAUCGUCAAUGCUGGUCCGGGCUUUCGGCUGCUAUGGAGCACUGUGAAGUCCUUCCUUGAUCCCAAAACUACAGCCAAGAUACAUGUUCUUGGAAACAAAUACCAAAGUAAGCUGCUUGAAAUAAUUGAUGCUAGUGAAUUGCCGGAAUUUCUUGGGGGCACUUGUACAUGUCCUGAAUACGGAGGCUGCCUUAAGGGAGAAAAAGGACCAUGGAAGGACCCAAAAAUACUCAAGAUAGUCCAAAGUGGUGAGGUCCAGUGUGCUCGACAAAUUGUAACUAUUUCCAAUGGCGAGGAAAAAAUUAUUUCGUAUGCCAAGUCGAAGCACCACAAUAUGCGAGGGAGUGACACAUCAACUGCCGAAUCUGGCUCAGAGGCUGAUGAUGCUACCUCCCCCAAAGCUCUCAGAAGUUACAUAUCACAUCCUAAGUUGACCCCAGUCCGUGAAGAGGUCAAAAUGGUCAGGGCUACUAGCUUUUCUACUCGUCUCCCUGAAUAUGAUGUGCCUGUUGUUGACAAGGCUGUGGAUGCUACAUGGAAGAGAGAGCAACCUCGAAAGACGCCUUUACCACCCAAAGACUCUUCUCUGAGAACUGCAACCAUGCUAUCUGACAGCUCUUGGGAUACGAUCAUUGCAACUCUUAUGGCUUCUCUUAUGGCUAUUGUAGUCUUGGUUCGAUCAGUCAAAGAUCUUGCUACAAAGAGUUUGCCAUAUAAAACCGAGUCAGAAGAAAGCUACUCUACACUGUAUCCAGACUCCACUGCGAAAGAGGAAUUCCGACCUCCUUCGCCAACUCCUGGGUUUGCUGAAGCUGACUUAUUUUCCGCAGUCUUGCAAAGGCUGGGAGAGCUUGAAGAGAAGGUUCAGAUGCUUCAAGAGAAGCCUUCUGAAAUGCCCUGUGAGAAAGAAGAGUUGCUUAAUGCCGCUGUCCGCCGUGUGGAUGCAUUGGAAGCCGAACUAAUUGUAACAAAGAAGGCUUUGCAUGAGGCUCUCAUCAGGCAAGAGGAGCUGCUUGCCUACAUCGACAGUAAGGAGAUUGCCAAGGCUCAGAAAAAGAAGAAAACGAUGUUUUGCUACUAGGACCUGGAGAGACCCUUUGUUCGGUUUCUGCCUUCUGAGAUGAGAUGCCAAAGAUGGCAUUGAGAUGUAACAGGCGGUGCGUCCGUUUUCUUGACAUGUGAAUCAACAGGUUUCCGUUGUAAAUCGAGAAAAUUCUGACAGAAAUAAAUUGAGUUUUUUUUCCCCA
Molecule: messenger RNA, 2288 nt
Organism: Panicum hallii
Lineage: Eukaryota; Viridiplantae; Streptophyta; Magnoliopsida; Poales; Poaceae
Product: phosphatidylinositol/phosphatidylcholine transfer protein SFH6-like
Exons: 15
Coding region: 248-2122 (624 amino acids)
Source: RefSeq, a predicted model, not a curated record